Lycium barbarum (goji berry) is the source of this 1836-nucleotide messenger RNA. RefSeq names its product elongation factor 1-alpha-like. Gene Ontology annotation, molecular function: GTP binding; GTPase activity; translation elongation factor activity. The transcript is spliced from 3 exons. Bases 178 to 1521 code for a protein of 447 amino acids. Gene Ontology annotation, biological process: translational elongation; translation. The record is from RefSeq and is a predicted model, not a curated record. NCBI's taxonomy places the organism in Eukaryota, Viridiplantae, Streptophyta, Magnoliopsida, Solanales, Solanaceae.
AGGGGUAAUUACGUAAACCGACUUAUAAAUAGGGCACUAAGAGAAGCCCUAGCUCACUCUCUCUAUAAAUAGUCCUCAAUAAGCUACCGAAACCCUAAUUCUCACAAUUUUCACUUUUUAUCUUUGCUGUGCGGCAACAAAUCUCAUUUUUCUUCUCAAGUCUUUUAGUUGAUCAACAUGGGUAAAGAGAAGGUUCACAUCAACAUUGUGGUUAUUGGCCAUGUCGACUCUGGAAAAUCGACAACCACUGGUCACUUGAUCUACAAGCUAGGUGGUAUUGACAAGCGUGUUAUUGAGAGGUUUGAGAAGGAAGCUGCUGAGAUGAACAAGAGGUCAUUCAAGUAUGCCUGGGUGCUUGACAAGCUCAAGGCCGAGCGUGAACGUGGUAUCACUAUUGAUAUUGCCUUGUGGAAGUUUGAGACCACCAAGUACUACUGCACUGUUAUUGAUGCUCCUGGACACAGGGACUUUAUCAAGAACAUGAUUACUGGUACCUCCCAGGCUGACUGUGCUGUCCUCAUUAUUGACUCCACAACUGGUGGUUUUGAAGCUGGUAUCUCAAAGGAUGGACAGACCCGUGAGCACGCAUUGCUUGCUUUCACCCUUGGUGUCAAGCAAAUGAUUUGCUGCUGUAACAAGAUGGAUGCUACCACCCCCAAGUACUCCAAGGCUAGGUAUGAUGAAAUCGUGAAGGAAGUUUCUUCCUACCUCAAGAAGGUUGGUUACAACCCUGAGAAGGUCCCCUUUGUCCCCAUUUCUGGUUUUGAAGGAGAUAAUAUGAUUGAGAGGUCUACCAACCUCGAUUGGUACAAGGGCCCAACCCUCCUUGAGGCUCUAGACCAGAUUAAUGAGCCCAAGAGGCCAUCAGACAAACCCCUCCGUCUUCCACUUCAGGACGUUUACAAGAUUGGUGGUAUUGGUACCGUACCUGUUGGUCGUGUUGAGACUGGUGUGAUCAAGCCUGGUAUGGUGGUAACGUUUGGCCCUACUGGUCUGACAACUGAAGUCAAGUCUGUAGAGAUGCACCAUGAAGCUCUCCAGGAGGCACUCCCUGGUGACAAUGUUGGGUUCAACGUUAAGAAUGUUGCUGUCAAGGAUCUCAAGCGUGGUUAUGUUGCCUCAAACUCCAAGGAUGACCCAGCCAAGGGGGCAGCCAGCUUCACCUCCCAAGUCAUCAUUAUGAACCAUCCUGGACAGAUUGGAAAUGGAUAUGCACCGGUGCUCGACUGUCACACUUCCCACAUUGCCGUCAAGUUCUCUGAGAUCUUGACCAAGAUUGACAGGCGUUCUGGUAAGGAACUUGAGAAGGAGCCCAAGUUCUUGAAGAAUGGUGAUGCUGGUAUGGUUAAGAUGGUUCCUACCAAGCCCAUGGUUGUUGAGACCUUUGCUGAGUACCCACCAUUGGGUCGUUUUGCUGUGAGGGACAUGCGUCAAACUGUUGCUGUUGGUGUUAUCAAGAGUGUUGACAAGAAGGACCCGACUGGUGCCAAGGUCACCAAGGCUGCUCUGAAGAAGAAAUGAACUAUGCAGUUCAAUUCUGGAGUUACCCGAGAUAUCUGCUAUUGCUAUAAUAAAGCGUGUUAUGGUGUUCUUGUUUUUGUUAAUCGUGCUGUUUUUGUUCGGUCUUUAAUGUGGUUGUUAGGUUCUCGUUUUCUCCCUUGUAUGUCAGGUAUCCUUUCUGAGAAUUGGGUGCUGGACAGGCGGUGGCGAGAAAGAUGAGGUUUUGUGUUUUGGAUUUUCUUUUGAGGUGCCUUGUUUUUAUACAAGGCGGCAGGAGUUUUGUUAUUUGUGUUGCUUUAAAUACUUAAAUUCGAACUUUUAUAUUUUUGUGGUGAA